AUGAAAGAGAAGCCACGUGCUCCUGAGCCGCAUGAACCAGGCCCUCCGAUGUACACCGUCACCCUGCUGACGCUUUCAGGCUCACCCAGCGCGGAGUUCGAGCUGCCGCCGGCCACCUCGGUCGGCGAGAUCUUGCAGAAGGCUCGCACCACGGCCUCCGAUGGCCGCGCGCAGUUGAAGCUGCUACUUCAGGGUCGGGAACUGCAGGCGAAGGAGACCUUGUGUUCCCUGGGCUUGCCUCCGCCUCCCUCUGUGGUGGAGCUGCAGCUCAUCUGCCAGCCGAGGCUCGUCGAGCGCAUCUCUGCACAAACCUCCGAUUACCAGAGGGUGUCUAUCGGGAUCUGCGGGCAGCGGGGGGCAGGAAAGACGUCUCUCAUGAACCAAUACGUCGAUCGAGCCUUCGUCACGGAUGAGUUUGUGAGCGUCAUCCCCAUCGAAUUCAAGAUUGCGAACCUACGUGUCGAACGUGACGCAGCCUUCGUUCCUGUCAAGCUCCAACUUUGGGACUUGCACGGUAGAAGAAGCAAUCAGUACGAGCCUCGUGUGCACUCGAACAUGUUCCGGAACAUGGUGGCCAUACUCUUUGUUGCCGACCUGGAGUCGCUUGCGCUAGACGAGAUUAAGACACUACUGGACAUGUCUGCGCCCACGUCCGUCCUGGAGAGAGUACUGGUGGGCAACAAGGCAGAUGCGUGCGCCCCCGGAAGCCGCGAGGCAGCUCAGGCCUUCGCUGCGGAGCGGGACCUUCCCUACUUCGAGACCUCUGCCAAGGACUAUGAGAGUGUGGAGCCGGCGAUGCACCAGAUUCUGCUUUCCGUGCUGGAUAAGCUGGAGCUGAAGUUGACGCCCUUAUCCAAGCACGAACCCGACCCUCCACCACCUCCCCCGCCCAAACACUGCACUUUGCAAUGA
This is a messenger RNA of Symbiodinium natans, 912 nucleotides long. NCBI's taxonomy places the organism in Eukaryota, Dinophyceae, Suessiales, Symbiodiniaceae. The record is from the annotation of a GenBank genome assembly.